Messenger RNA from Ustilaginoidea virens, 210 nucleotides. RefSeq lists its product as uncharacterized. Bases 1 to 210 code for a protein of 69 amino acids. The record is from RefSeq and is a predicted model, not a curated record. The transcript has a single exon. NCBI's taxonomy places the organism in Eukaryota, Fungi, Ascomycota, Sordariomycetes, Hypocreales, Clavicipitaceae.
AUGGCAAAGCUCCGUCCGGCCGAGUCCUUCUUCCAGCAGCGCGGCAACCGAACCGAUUAUCAAGCUCUGCUAGCUAUCGAGCCAUACGUCGGUCGCAAGUCUCCCGGCACACUGCGUUUCCCCCUCGCUUGUCAUGAAGCGGGAACAUGGCUUGCUUCUGCGGUGCUCUCACCCUCCGACAUGUUGCAUGUAAACGGAAACGGGCAGUAG